AUGUCCCGGGUGAGAAUUCCAGCAGAAGUCAAAGACAUGGAUGAGUCGAUGCGCUCCUUCGCGGAGAAGGUCUUUGCCUCGGAGGUGAAAGAUGAAGAGGUCAGGCAAGAAAUCUCUCCUUUUGAUGUGGAAGAAAUCUGCCCCAUCUCCCACACGGAAAGGAGAGUGCACAUGAUGCUUCAGGAGACCAGUGCCACAAUAGAAAAGCGCAAGAAGCGCCUGCUCCGCAUGAAGAUGGUUUCGUUGGCAGUGCCCAUGGCUCAGAAGUCUGAAACCAGCCUGUCUGACAUUGAUAAGGUCAUCUCCACCUCUCCCCUGUACCAGGCUGUGCCUGACUUCCAGCGGGUGCAGAUCACUGGGGAUUAUGCCUCUGGGGUGACAGUUGAAGACUUUGAAGUUGUCUGCAAAGGGCUAUACCGUGCCCUGUGCAUCCGGGAGAAGAACAUGCAGCAAUCUCUGCAGAGGUUCCCCAAGACCACCUCGCAGUACCUCCGUGCCAUCGAGGGCAAGGCCUGGAGGGUGACUGACACUGGCCCAGUGUUCAACCCCCCAGUGAAGGAGGGACAGGAUCCCUUUGAGACUGAGAGUCUUCCUGAGGACCUGGGAUACCACAUCCAGAUGAAGGAUGGGAUAGUUUACAUCUAUGCAGACAAGGCAGCAGCUGAGAGAAAUGAGCCAAAGGACCUGCCCUACCCCAACAUCGAGCACUUUGUGGAUGACAUGAACUUCCUCUUGGUUCUGGUUGCAAAGGGACCUGUUAAAACCUAUGCUCACCGGCGCCUCAAGUUCCUCCUGUCCAAGUUCCAAGUGCAUGAGAUGCUAAAUGAGAUGGAGGAGAUGAAAGAGCUGAAGAACAACCCCCACCGGGACUUCUACAACUGCAGGAAGGUGGACACACACAUCCAUGCUGCAGCCUGCAUGAACCAGAAGCAUCUCCUGCGUUUCAUCAAGAAGUCCUAUCGUGUGGAUGCCGACCGUGUGGUCUAUGAUGCCAAGGGCAAACAGCUCACCCUGAAACAGCUUUUUGAGCAGCUCCAUCUGCAUCCCUAUGACCUGACAGUGGAUUCCCUGGAUGUCCAUGCUGGUCGACAGACAUUCCAGCGCUUCGACAAGUUCAAUGACAAGUACAACCCUGUGGGUGCCAGCGAGCUGAGGGACCUCUACCUGAAGACAGAGAAUGCCAUCGACGGCGAGUACUUUGCCACCAUCAUCAAGGAGGUUGGCUCUGACCUGGAGGAUGCCAAGUACCAGCACACAGAGCCUCGGCUCUCCAUCUACGGGAGAUCACCUGAGGAGUGGGCCAAGCUGGCCAGGUGGUUCAACACCCAUAAGGUCUACUCUCCCAACAUGAAGUGGAUGAUCCAAGUACCCAGGAUUUAUGAUGUGUUCAGGUCUAAGAAUUUCCUCCCACACUUUGGGAAAAUGCUGGAAAAUGUCUUUGUUCCUGUGUUUGAGGCAACUGUCAAUCCUCAAGCCCACAAAGAGCUGAGUGUCUUUCUACGCCACAUCACUGGCUUUGACAGCGUGGAUGAUGAAUCCAAGCACAGUGGACACAUGUUCUGCACUAAAAGCCCAAAGCCAGAGCAGUGGAGCUCUGAGAAGAACCCAUCCUAUACCUACUAUAUCUACUAUAUGUAUGCCAACAUCCUGGUGCUCAACAACCUGCGCAGGCAGCGUGGGAUGAACACGUUCCUGUUCCGCCCGCACUGCGGCGAGGCCGGGGCUGUCACUCACCUGCUCGCAGCCUUCAUGACAGCAGAUAACAUCUCCCACGGCCUCAACCUCAAGAAGAGCCCAGUGUUGCAGUAUCUGUACUUCCUUGCCCAAAUUCCCAUUGCCAUGUCCCCACUCAGCAACAACAGUCUCUUCCUGGAGUAUGCAAAGAAUCCACUGCCUGACUUCCACAACAAAGGGCUCAUGGUGUCCCUUUCUACAGAUGACCCUAUGCAGUUUCAUUUCACAAAGGAACCCCUCAUGGAGGAGUAUGCCAUCGCAGCCCAGGUCUUCAAGUUCAGCACCUGUGACAUGUGUGAAAUAGCCAGGAACAGUGUCCUGCAGUGUGGCUUGUCCCACGAGGUGAGUGUCCUGCUGGGGUGUCCUGUCCCACCAG
This is a messenger RNA of Acanthisitta chloris (rifleman), 2110 nucleotides long. It is a transcript of the gene AMPD1, whose product is annotated as adenosine monophosphate deaminase 1. Gene Ontology annotation, biological process: AMP metabolic process; IMP salvage. Gene Ontology annotation, molecular function: AMP deaminase activity. The annotation marks the transcript as partial. Lineage: Eukaryota; Metazoa; Chordata; Aves; Passeriformes; Acanthisittidae. The transcript is spliced from 15 exons. The record is from RefSeq and is a predicted model, not a curated record. Gene Ontology annotation, cellular component: cytosol.